Abrus precatorius (Indian licorice) is the source of this 2127-nucleotide messenger RNA. Its product is annotated as beta-galactosidase 16-like. The transcript has 19 exons. Gene Ontology annotation, molecular function: beta-galactosidase activity. The coding region runs from base 1 to 2127 and encodes 708 amino acids. Gene Ontology annotation, cellular component: cell wall; vacuole. Lineage: Eukaryota; Viridiplantae; Streptophyta; Magnoliopsida; Fabales; Fabaceae. The record is from RefSeq and is a predicted model, not a curated record. Gene Ontology annotation, biological process: carbohydrate metabolic process.
AUGGAAUUGUCUAUAAAAUUAGAAAAAUUAAGACAACUUGAACUUCACUUACUACUUCUUGUGAUGGCUUUUGGCACUGCCCAUGGUGGUAAUGUCACUUACGAUAGAAGAUCCUUGAUCAUUGAUGACCAACAUAGAAUCCUCUUCUCUGGUUCAAUCCAUUAUCCUCGUAGUACUCCUGAGAUGUGGCCUUCUUUAAUUGCGAAAGCUAAGGAAGGAGGAUUAGAUGUAAUACAAACCUACGUGUUUUGGAACCUACACGAACCGCUACAAGGCCAGUAUGAUUUCAGGGGACGGCGUGACUUAGUGAGAUUCAUUAAGGAAAUCCAAGCACAGGGUUUAUAUGUGACCCUCAGAAUUGGACCAUUCAUUGAGAGUGAAUGGACUUACGGGGGUCUGCCACUUUGGUUGCAUGAUAUUCCCGGCAUUAUUUUUAGAUCAGACAAUGAGCCAUUCAAGCUUCAAAUGCAAAACUUCACUGCCAAAAUGGUAAACAUGAUGAAAUUAGCCAAUCUUUAUGCUUCACAAGGAGGGCCCAUCAUACUAUCACAGAUUGAGAACGAGUAUGGUACUGUUGAAAGGGCGUUUCAUGAGAGUGGAGUCAGUUAUAUUCAUUGGGCUGCACAAAUGGCCGUGGGACUCCAAACUGGGGUGCCUUGGAUCAUGUGCAAGCAAGAUGAUGCUCCUGAUCCUGUGAUCAACACAUGCAAUGGUCUGAGAUGCGGGAAAACAUUUGCAAGGCCUAACUCACUUAACAAGCCAUCACUAUGGACAGAGAAUUGGACAUCUCGAUAUCCAGCCUUUGGUGAAGAGACACGCUUGAGAUCAGCGGAAGACAUUGCAUAUAAUGUUGCCUUGUUCAUUGCAAAAAACGGAAGCUAUGUCAACUACUACAUGUACCAUGGAGGAACCAACUUUGACAGAACAGCUUCUGCUUUUGUAACAACAGCAUAUUAUGAUGAUGCCCCAUUAGAUGAAUAUGGUUUGGUUAGGCAACCAAAAUGGGGGCAUCUAAGGGAACUACAUGCUGCAAUUAAGGCAUGUUCGGAGACUUUACUGUAUGGUACACAAACUCCAUUCAACUUGGGUAGACAACAAGCUUAUGUUUUCAAAAGGAAUGCAACAGAAUGUGCAGCCUUGUUGGAAAAUAGUGCUAAUAGAGAAGCCACAGUCCAAUUUCAAAAUGUUACAUAUCAGUUACCCCCUCAAUCAUUCAGUAUCCUACCUGACUGCAAAAAUGUGGCCUUCAACACAGCCAAGGUAAGCGUACCACAUAAUACCAGAACAAUGAUGUCACAGUCAAAGUUCAGUUCAUCUGAAAAGUGGAAAGUGUACAAUGAAGCCAUCCCCAACUAUGAUGAUACUUCAUUAAGAGAAAACAAGAUAUUGGAUCAAAUCAGCUCCGCGAAAGAUACUUCUGACUAUCUAUGGUAUACUUACAGAAUAGAUACUAACUCUCUUAAUGCUCAGUCAGUUCUUAGUGUAUUCAGCAGAGGACAUGUUCUGCAUGCAUUUGUCAACGAAGUAUUAGUAGGUUCAGCACAUGGCAGUCACAAAAAUUCAAAUUUCAACAUGGAGAUCAAGAUCAAUUUGAGAGAAGGGGAGAACAAUAUUUCCUUACUCAGUGCAACAGUUGGAUUGCCGGAUUCGGGAGCACAUCUAGAGCGCAGAGCAGCUGGUUUGUAUAAGGUCACAAUUGAUGGCAGAGAUCUCACUCAUCAAUCAUGGGGAUAUCAGGUUGGAUUGCUAGGAGAAAAAUUGCAAAUAUAUACAGCUAUUGGAUCAAGUAAAGUUCAGUGGAAAAGUCUUGGAAACUCUACUAAUCCACUCACAUGGUAUCAGACAACAUUCGAUGCACCAGCAGGAAACGAUCCUGUAGCACUUGACCUUAGUUCAAUGGGAAAGGGUCAAGCUUGGGUUAAUGGCCAAAACAUUGGCCGUUAUUGGGUAUCUUUCCACACACCAAAGGGGAAUCCAACACAGCAAUGGUACCACAUACCUCGAUCUUUCUUGAAAUCCAAUGGGAACAUUCUAGUUCUAUUUGAAGAAGAAACUGGAAACCGACUAAGAAUAACUCUGGACACAAUUUACUCUACAGUGAACUCAAUAGUCAAGAAGAACACUUAA